CCGACGAGGAACUGCUCGUCGACCGUGAUGUAGUAACGAGACGUGACGUGAGAUGCCUGUGGCAUCACCGUUACGAUGGAAAUCGAAAGUGUUCGCUAACCUUCUGGUAAUUUUAGACGGUAAUGAGGAAAAAAGAGGAAAGGAAAUAAUGACACCAAUGAUUCUAUGGUCCAAUAAACUAAAUACUAAUGUCAUUACCCUGUUUAGAGGUUUGAAAAAGUGACGCGACGCGAAGAGAAAGGUAACCAGGGAAACAUGUUAAUGAUUGAAGCAAGUAAAAUUGUGGUCUUAACAGCGCGUGACCUGAUUCAUCGCCUCGUUGCUGUGAAACAAUAAUAUAAAUGGCUCGACAAACGCCGCUUUUAUCCUUUGAAACUUAGCAGCACGAUGGCAUUUGGAGGUGCUAUGUAGCUCACGCAUAAUAAAGUGAGCGGACGAAGUCGAAUUCGUGUAGUGUGCGAGACGUAUUGCAACAUGUGGCGUAAUGGCGUCAGCUUCUUUGGAAGAGGGAUUUUAGGUCGGCGACGGCUUAUCUUCAUUGUCGGGGUCAUUAGUAUUCCUUUCACAGGCUGUUUGCUGCUAUUGUUUUCCUCUAAAAAUGGAGGUUUUCAACGGGGUGUUACUACUACACCGUGCAAUUGUCCAUGUGCGAGAAGUCAACAAUUAGAACCGAAAGCGAACGUUGAAAAACCUAUAGCGGACGAACAAAAUGCAUUGUCAACGUUUACACGGGAACAGAAUAGUGGAUAUGUCCCUUCGACUAUUGGCUCUCUGAAUCUUCAUAUUUGGUCUGGAGUAUGCGGCACGAAAGUCGAUAUUUUACGAAAGUGGCCUCAUUUUCCUUAUCACCCACACAGGCGCUUAUUUGUAUCUGCAUUUCAUUUUACUGAAAAUCCCGCUUCACAAUCCACCGGAUAUAGAUUCUUUGGAUUCGUCCAUCCGAGGGAAAGCGGCGUGUACAAGUUUGCCAUAUCAUCCGAUGACACUUCUGAAUUAUGGUUGAGUGCAAAUGAGGACCCUGCUUCAAGUAAGUUGAUUGCUCGUGUUUAUUCUCCCACAGAAUCUGCUUGGACUUCAGAUGGAGACUACAAAAAGUAUGCGGAGCAAAUAUCUAAGGAGGUCACCCUUCACACCGGUAAAAAAUAUUACAUUGAGUCUUUACUUAAACAGGAAGCUGGGGCAGUUCAUUUGGCUGUGUAUUGGUCUCGUAAUUCAAAGUUUGAAAUUAUAACCUCGGAUUACUUGACGAGCUUUGUUGAACAUAGCUUUGAUGAUAUUCCCCCACACGCGGGUAAACAAAAUAGCUUGAUACUCGAAAACAAAAGGAAGUUGUUUUACUUUCAUCGUCUUCCUCUCAUUGACCGCGCUCAAUUAAGUGGCGUUUUGCCGACCUGUUCUUAUAGCCCGAGCUUUCUGGUGCGUGAGAAACUAGUGAAGUACCAAAGUGUUUGGUUGCAACGUGAGUCAAACGUGUACCCGCAAGACGAUUCGGUAAUGACUAAGGCAGCCUUGACUAACGAAUGGACGCAUACUAAUAAAGUUGCAAAGAAGGAUCGAGUAAUAGCUGUCGUAGACGAGUUGAUGAAAUCUUUACCGUCCGGACAGGUACUUUCUUAUCCUCCUCAGAUUGUACAAGUAGUAAGAGGCAGAGUUGCAUGUUCUUGUUAUGUGAGUCGCCAUUGUGAGUUUUGCAUCGAACCAUGAGCCUAAGUUCCUCGCAGAUGACACGGGAGUAAUUGCUGAGUUGCCAAGACGGAGACUGGAAAUAGUUACUUUAGCGAGUUGCUGGGAUGUACCAAUGAUCAGAAACUCAGUCUUGUCGUCGUUCAGUUUCAGUUUAUCAUUCAACAUCCAAUUACGAAUAUCAUCAAUACAGCUUUCCAUUCUAGCCAAAGCAACCUCGUAGUUAACACUAGCAUUGGGACAUGAGAACAAAUAAAGUUGGUUGUCUUCUGCAUAACAAUGAAUGCCAGGCAGAUGUUUGUCCACGAUUUGAAAAAUCUUGCUCGCAUACAAUACAACCAAUAAUGGGCCAAGGCAUGAACCCUGAGGGACACCAGAAGUCAGUUCAAAGUUCAUAGAGAGGGAACCAUCAAUAAGUAUUUGCUGGGAUCUGUUACUUAGAUAAGAUGCAAACCAUGACAGUGCUGUACCACGAAUCCCAAACCCAGAUUUAAGUCUCUCCGGUAAAAUACAAUGGUCAGUAGUGUCAAAUGCCGCACUCAAGUCUAACAAAAUAAGCAGUGUGACAUGCUGUUUAUUCAUAUUUAAUAGAAUUUCAUUUUCAACUCGUGAAUUGCGCGCAUGCGCAAGAGCGAGUUGUAAAUGCGAUGUGGGGAAUGGCACUCGCUCGCUCGCUCGAUUGGUCGAUUCCUGUAAACGUUUUUUCGAUUUUAGGCUUUUGAGUGCAUUUGAUAG
Messenger RNA from Pocillopora damicornis (cauliflower coral), 2418 nucleotides. Its product is annotated as beta-1,4-N-acetylgalactosaminyltransferase 3-like. NCBI's taxonomy places the organism in Eukaryota, Metazoa, Cnidaria, Anthozoa, Scleractinia, Pocilloporidae. Gene Ontology annotation, cellular component: Golgi cisterna membrane. Gene Ontology annotation, molecular function: acetylgalactosaminyltransferase activity. The record is from RefSeq and is a predicted model, not a curated record.